UUUUUAUUGUUUGUAAGUUGUUCUACUUGAUGCUUGACAGCUACGUGUACUCUUUCAAUAUACGUGUCCCCGUUUGAAUUUGUUUUGAAAGUCCGCGAUUAUUUUUGGAUAAUUUCUAAAGUUAUCGCUUAAGGUGAAGGUUUGUUUUCAAUUAACAUUCAAUCAUCUUCGCGUCGGCUGCCUUCAGAACCUCUUAAAACUGCAUUCCCCGCGUUAACAUCAAAGAACACCCCACACAUUUUUUAGGUUAUCAUGAACUUACUAACCCAUAUUGCAACGUUACUCUACUUAUUUUCUUGUAUUUACGCCCAACGUGUUCCCCCCGGUGUAAAUCCUAAUCAUUAUCAGCAACAGCAGCAAUUUCAACAACAACCCCAAUAUCAACAGCAACAGCAGCAGUUCCAACAACAACCUCAAUAUCAACAACAACAACAGCAACCACCACAAUAUCAACAACAACAAGUUCCCAUUCAACAACAGCAGGUUCCUGUUCAACCUCAAGUGCAAGUUCCACAAGGUCAUGUACCUGUUCAACAAGGACACCCACAGCAAGUACACCCUCAGCAAGGACAUCCACAGCAGGGUCAUCAGCAAGUUCCGCAUCAUGGGCAUCAUCAACAAGGGAAAAUUUUAGAUGCGCAACACAUCAUGCAAGAAAAAGAACACAUAGCUGAACAUAUGGAAAUUCCAAUGGAUACAAGCAAAAUGACUGAACAAGAACUUCAAUUUCAUUAUUUCAAGAUGCACGAUGCUGAUAAUAAUAAUAAAUUGGAUGGUUGUGAAUUGAUAAAAUCUUUAAUUCAUUGGCAUGAACAAGGAAACACAGAGCCCGGACAAAAUCAGGUGGAAAAUAAAAUUUUCAAGGAUGAUGAAUUGCUGACAUUGAUCGAUCCAAUCUUAAAUAUGGAUGAUAACAAUCGAGAUGGUUACAUUGAUUAUCCCGAGUUUAUUAAGGCUCAACAAAAAGUGGCCAGUCAACAGAAACCCUAAAUAAAAACAGUCCAAAAGCUAAAGAAGAACAUCCAGCUAUUUCCGAUGAAGAGCUGGAACGUACCGUCGAUGAAGCAAUGAAAGUGGCCGACAUCAACCGUGACGGCUUCAUCGAUUAUAGGGAAUACAGAAAAGCUGCGUAACUCGUGAGUUUAUUAAUAAAUUUCAACCCACGGACGUUCGACCACAAAAUCUAAUCAAAAAGGUGUCGGUAUUUCAUUAAGACUGCUGAUUAAAUGUCUUUGUUCACCAA
Messenger RNA from Onthophagus taurus, 1243 nucleotides. RefSeq names its product lymphotoxin beta receptor inhibitor. Lineage: Eukaryota; Metazoa; Arthropoda; Insecta; Coleoptera; Scarabaeidae. Gene Ontology annotation, molecular function: calcium ion binding. The record is from RefSeq and is a predicted model, not a curated record.